CCACCGAAUUCACUGGCUGCUAAGACUCAUAUACCCAGCAUGCCUUUGAGCCUUUAGCAGCUAAAACAUCCAUUUCUUACUGUUCGCUGGGACUAGAAAUGACAAAGCCUGUUUCCCAGCAUACCCUUGGGACUCAUCCGGGCGCCAUUUCUCAGCAGCUCACUGGGCCUGGUGAAGCUCCUGAAACUGUUUUCCAGCACAUUCUUGGGGAAGUUAGAGACAGAGAUUCCAUUUCCCAAAGAACAAUUGAACUUAAAGGCUAAGCUUUCAUUUCCUAGCACAUUUGGGGGUUACAGGUGGCCAAGAUCUUUACACAGCACCCUGAGGGUUUGAGUGUUUACCAGACUACAUUUCCCAUACAUCUUUGGUGCCCUCCACCACUGGUAAAUAGUGCUGAUGCCCCAGGGGUUCCUGGGGAUUGUACUUCAGGUAUACACAGGGCGUGUUCCAGGACUCUAUCAGGCCAAGGGGCAGUGGGAAAUGACCAUCCCAGGACUUCCCUGGCGGUCCAGUGGCUAGGACUCUGCGCUUCCACUGCAUGGGGCACAGGCUGGCCAAGAUGAUCCAGAAGCACCAGCGGCUGCUGUGGACCCUGGAGUCCCUGGUUACUGGACGGGCCAUUCGAGAAGUUCGAGACAGGGAUGUCCCUCUGGCCCAGCAGCUGCUCCAGCACCAUGCAGUCCAGGCACACACCCAGGAGGAGGCGCUGGCAGGCUGGGAACCCCUGGGAGUGAUUGGUCUCAUCUUGCCACCCACAUUCUGCUUCCUUGAGAUGAUGUGGAGGAUUUGCCCUGCCCUGGCUGUGGGCUGCACUGUGGUGGUCCUCGUGCCCCCAGCCUCUCCGACGCCCCUCCUUGUGGCCCAGCUGGCAGGGGAGCUAGGCCAGUUCCCAGGAAUCCUCAAUGUGAUCAGUGGCCCUGCCUCCCUGGGGCCUGUCCUGGCCUCACAGCCUGGAGUCCAGAAGGUGGCCUUCUGUGGAGCCAUCGAGGAUGGUCGUGCCCUACGGCGGGCCCUGGCGGGCCAGGGUCCCGAGCUGGGCCUGGCACUGGGGGCUGAGUCGCUGCUGCUACUGAUGGAGACGGCGGAUGUGGACUCGGCCGUGGAGGGCAUCGUGGAUGCAGCCUGGUCUGACCGCAGCCCGGGGGGACUCAGACUUCUCAUCCAGGAGUCUGUGUGGGAUGAGACAAUGAGGCGGCUCCAGGCGCGGAUGGGGCGGCUUCGCGGUGGCCGAGGGCUAGACGGAGCCGUGGACAUGGGGGCCCGGGGAGCUGCUGCACGUGACCUGGCCCAGCGCUAUGUGCGUGAGGCCCAGAGCCAGGGUGCACAGGUCUUCCAGGCUGGCAGUAUGCCUCCAGACAGCCCAUUCUUUCCCCCAUCCUUGAUCUCUGACCUCCCUCCAGCCUCUCCAUGUAGUCAGGCAGAGGUUCCGUGGCCUCUGGUCGUGGCCUCCCCUUUCCGUACUGCUAAGGAGGCGCUGGCCGUGGCCAACUGGACGCCCCGAGGAGGCAGUGCCAGCGUAUGGAGUGAGAGACUGGGGCAGGCCCUGGAGCUGGCCUACGGGCUCCAGAUGGGCACGGUCUGGAUCAAUGCCCACGGCCUCAGAGACCCUGCAGUGCCAACAGGUGGCUGCAAGGAGAGUGGGUCUUCCUGGCACGGGGGGCCAGAUGGUCUGUAUGAGUAUCUGCGGCCCUCAGGGACCCCUACCUGCCUGCCCUACCUGUCGGAGAAUCUGAACUAUGACACCUUUGGCCUUGCUGUUCCCUCCACCCUACCAGCUGGGCCUGAAACAGGGCUUAGCCCAGCACCCCCCUAUGGGCUCUUUGUGGGAGGCCGUUUCCAGGCUCCUGGGGCCCGGAGCUCCAGGCCCAUCCGGGAUUCGCAGGGCCAUCUCCAUGGCUACGUGGCUGAGGGUGGAGCCAAGGAUAUCCGAGGUGCCGUGGAGGCUGCUCACCAGGCUGCCCCUGGCUGGGUGGGCCAGUCGCCAGGGGCCCGAGCAGCCCUACUAUGGGCCCUGGCGGCCGCACUGCAAUGCCGAGAGUCCACCCUGGUCUCGAGGCUGGAGAGGCAUGGAGUGGAGCUCGAGGUCGCCAAGGCGGAGGUGGAGCUGAGCGUGAGGCGGCUUCGGGCAUGGGGGGCCCGCGUCCAGACCCAAGGCUGCACCCUGCAGGUAGCAGGGCUGAAAGGCCCCGUGCUUCGGCUGCAGGAACCUCUGGGUGUGCUGGCUAUUGUGUGCCCGGAAGAGUGGCCCCUGCUUGCCUUCGUGUCUCUGCUGGCCCCUGCUCUGGCCCACGGCAACACUGUGGUCUUGGUGCCCAGCGGGGCCUGUCCCAUCCCUGCCUUGGAGGUCUGCCAGGAUAUGGCCACCUUGUUGCCAGGGGGCCUGGUGAAUGUGGUGACAGGAGACCGGGACCACCUGACCCGCUGCCUGGCCUUGCACCAGGACAUCCAGGCCCUGUGGUAUUUCGGAUCUGCCCAGGGCUCCCAGUUUGUGGAAUGGGCCUCAGCAGGAAACCUCAAGCCCGUGUGGGUGAACAGAGGCUGCCCGCGGGCCUGGGAUCAGGACGCCGAGGGGGCAGGCCCAGAGCUGGGGCUGCGGGCAGCACGGACCAAGGCCCUGUGGCUGCCCAUGGGGGACUGAUUGCCCAAGUGCGACCCACUCUAUCCUGGACAGAGGACAGAUGGACCCCAACCGAUGCCAGACGUCUGGAACAUUCCUCUUAUUAUGGUUCCAAUAAACUCUGACCAAUCUUGGCUGUGCCUCUGAGGGGAGGAAGGGAGGAAAUAGCAACUUCUGGGCUAUUGAGGCCACUUCAGUUCUGAGGCUCAGCAGCCGCAUGGGCUGGCGCCAGGACAACUCAGUGUCUGUGAAAUAGAUACAAGGGACUCUAAGAACCUUUGGACAGGGCCGCAGCGACUCUUGUCUCUUCUGGUCUUUUCUAUCCAGUGGCUCCUGCUCCCUGGUUUUCUCUGCCUCUGCAUUGCCUCAGGAUCUGUGGUGUGCUGGUGAAAAUAAAAUACAGUAGCUCUCUGGAAUAAAAUAAAAUCCAUGGUUAAGUAACUUUA
Molecule: messenger RNA, 3063 nt
Organism: Orcinus orca (killer whale)
Lineage: Eukaryota; Metazoa; Chordata; Mammalia; Artiodactyla; Delphinidae
Gene: ALDH16A1
Product: aldehyde dehydrogenase 16 family member A1
Exons: 15
Coding region: 539-2638 (699 amino acids)
Molecular function (GO): oxidoreductase activity, acting on the aldehyde or oxo group of donors, NAD or NADP as acceptor
Source: RefSeq, a predicted model, not a curated record